AUGAAUCUCAAAGAAAAUAAAUUUGUCAGGUUUCAGGAUUGGAGCUCAGAGAUAUCCUUCAGUUCAGAGCAGCAAUGCUCCAAUGAAUACGGAUUUUACGCAAGAAAGGUCAAACCAACUUUAAAUUCAGUUUGGGAUUUUAUCCGACGAGGGUGGAAUAUGGGUUCAGAGAGGACUAGAAGCCUAACGAAAACAGCGAGAUUCUACUCUAGGGGUGCGCGCCCAGCAAAAGAACCAGGACCUAAAACGAAGAUCCUUGAUCCACAGGUGGCUAUAGACCCCUUAUUCUUUUACAUUCCGUGGGUUAAUGGCACUGCCAAAGAUAAAUGCCUUGAUGUGGACCAUAAGAUGGAAGCUGCUGCUUGCGUUCUGCGUACAAUCAUUGAUGUAUUGUACACACUUCGCAUAGCCUUUCAAUUCCGGACUGGGUUUAUAGCCCCUUCUUCUCGCGUAUUCGGAAGGGGUGAGUUGGUUGAGGAUCCUAAAGUCAUAGCCAAAAAAUAUUUGACCUCCUACUUUAUCGUUGAUAUUCUAGCAAUUCUUCCACUUCCUCAGGUAGUUGUUUUAAUCAUCCUUCCAUCAGUUGAUGGCCCGGUUGCAUUGGCUGCAAAAAACUUAUUUGAGCUUAUAAUAUUCUCCCAAUACAUACCAAGACUUGUUCGAAUCUAUCCACUGUUCAAAGAAAUAACUAGAACUUCUGGCAUACUCACUGAAACUGCAUGGGCGGGAGCUGUUUUCAAUCUCUUUCUCUACAUGCUUGCCAGUCAUAUAAUUGGAGCCUUUUGGUACUUGUUCUCCAUUGAACGAGAAGAUACGUGCUGGCGUGAUGUGUGUAAGGACCAUGAAGGGUGUGAUGCUAAUCACUGGUACUGUGGAAAACAUCGUCAAGAAAACUACACAAUAUUCCUGACUCAGUCAUGCCCUUUUAUCCAACCUGAUCAAAUUCAAAACUCAACGGUCUUCAAUUUUGGUAUAUUUAUUGAUGCUCUUGAUUCUGGAGUGGUGGAAUCAACUUACUUUGGACGGAAAUUCUUUUACUGCUUUUGGUGGGGUUUGCGUAAUCUCAGCUCUCUUGGCCAAAACCUUAAAACGAGCACUUUCACUGGGGAGAUUCUCUUUGCCAUCUUCAUAUCCAUCGCUGGAUUGGUUUUGUUUGCACUGCUUAUUGGCAAUAUGCAGAAAUAUCUCGAAUCCACAACUGUUAGAGUAGAGGAAAUGCGAGUGAAAAGGAGAGAUGCAGAGCAGUGGAUGUCCCACCGAAUGCUCCCUGAUAACCUGAGGGAACGGAUUAGGCGGUAUGAACAGUACAAAUGGCAAGAAACCAGAGGUGUGGAAGAGCGGGGUAUAAUUCGUAAUCUUCCUAAAGAUCUCAGGAGGGACAUAAACCGCCAUCUUUGCUUGGAUCUGCUCAAGAAAGUGCCAAUAUUUGAGAAAAUGGAUGAGCAAAUAUUAGAUGCAGUAUGUGAUCGUCUCAAGGCAGCUCUUUACACGAAGGAUAGCUACAUUGUUCGAGAAGGGGACCCAGUCGAUGAGAUGCAGUUUAUCAUGCGCGGUCAUCUAGUAAGUGUGACCACUAAUGGUGGAAGAACUGGUUUUUUCAAUGCUGUCUCUCUCAAGGCUGGUGACUUCUGUGGAGAAGGGCUUCUUACAUGGGCCCUGGAUCCCCAAUCCUCCUCCAACCUCCCUAUCUCAACUAGAACAGUACAAGCACUAUCAGAGGUUGAGGCCUUUGCUCUUGAAGCUGAAGACUUGAAGGCUGUAGCUUCCCAGUUUCGCCGAUUACAUCACAAGGAUAUCCAGCACACAUUCAGGUUUUCCUCAGUUCAGUGGAAGACCUGGGCAGCCUGCUUCAUACAGGCAGCUUGGCGCCGUCACUGUAGGAGGAAGCAGGCUAAAAGCUUAUAUCAAGCAGAAGAAAAACUGCAAUAUUCUUUGACAAACGAGGCCAGUACAUCGCCAAGCCUCGGUGUUGCCAUUUAUGCAUCACAGUUUGCUGCCAAUGCAUUAAGAAAUCUGCGGCAGAAUGGGACACAUGCCACUAGAUUGCCGCAAAGAUUGUCAUUUCUCCCUCAAAAGCCAACGGAGCCUGACUUUUCUGCUUAA
Molecule: messenger RNA, 2103 nt
Organism: Dovyalis caffra
Lineage: Eukaryota; Viridiplantae; Streptophyta; Magnoliopsida; Malpighiales; Salicaceae
Source: the annotation of a GenBank genome assembly